CAGCUGGAGGCGACUGUCCAGGAACUUUUCCACGAGCGUCAAGCUCGGGAACAUGAGAUUGAAGAACUUGGAGCAGAGAUUGAAGAACAGAAGCGACUAAAUCAGGCAAUGCUGUCUGGCAUGGAUCCAAAUCUGCGCGAAACCUUCGAACAACUGAAAGCUGAAAGUGAGACCUUGGCAUCGCAAGUGGAAGAAGCUCAGGAAGAGUUAGCACGACUGGAUGAGAAAAAGGAACAGCUCGAACUUGAACUGAUGAAUUCACCUGUGAAGAAAAAAGCUAUGGAACUGAAGCAGCUGCUGAUAGAAUUGGAGGCCAAAGAGGCGGCAUUGGUUGCUGAGAAGGAAGCAAUGGAAACACCUGAACAGAAGAAGCAAAAGCUCAUUGAUGAAAUCAAAAAGAACAACGAAGACAUCAUGACAAUCGAGAAACAGAUUGAAAAGACGAAUGAGCUCAUCAACACCGCUCACGAAGAGAUUCGUGAAUUCGAUUCUAGCGCCGAUAAUAAGCUA
Ostertagia ostertagi is the source of this 510-nucleotide messenger RNA. NCBI's taxonomy places the organism in Eukaryota, Metazoa, Nematoda, Chromadorea, Rhabditida, Trichostrongylidae. The record is from the annotation of a GenBank genome assembly.